This is a messenger RNA of Camarhynchus parvulus, 1077 nucleotides long. It is a transcript of the gene CCR4, whose product is annotated as C-C motif chemokine receptor 4. NCBI's taxonomy places the organism in Eukaryota, Metazoa, Chordata, Aves, Passeriformes, Thraupidae. The record is from RefSeq and is a predicted model, not a curated record. The transcript has a single exon. Gene Ontology annotation, biological process: chemotaxis; inflammatory response; immune response. Gene Ontology annotation, cellular component: membrane. Bases 1 to 1077 code for a protein of 358 amino acids. Gene Ontology annotation, molecular function: C-C chemokine receptor activity.
AUGAGUUCUUCAAGUACAGAGUCCCUUGAAGUCGAACCCUCAACCUUUUAUGACUAUUACGAUAGUUAUUACGAUGCUCCAAAACUAUGCAGUAAAGAAGGCGUCAGGAGGUUCGCAGCCUCCUUCCUACCCGUUCUGUAUUCCCUGGUAUUCCUGGUUGGGCUCGCUGGAAACAUCCUGGUCAUCGUGGUCCUCUUCAAAUACAAGAGGCUGAGGAGCAUGACUGAUGUGUACCUGCUAAACCUCGCCAUCUCAGAUUUGCUCUUUGUUUUAUCCUUGCCAUUCUGGUCUUAUUUCACAGUAGACCAAUGGGUUUUUGGAACUCCAUGGUGUAAAAUAAUUUCGUGGAUCUACCUGGUUGGGUUUUACAGUGGGAUAUUUUUUAUUAUGCUUAUGAGCAUAGACAGAUACCUGGCAAUUGUUCGUGCAGUGCUUUCCUUGAAAGCAAGGACCACCUUCCAUGGCUUGAUUACUAGCCUUGCUGUGUGGCUAGUAGCUCUUUCAGCCUCAGUCCCCGAGCUUGUAUUUAGAGAGUCUUUCAAUGAACAUAAUUUUACUACCUGCAAGCCGAGAUUUCCAGGAAAUUUCACAACAUGGAAGCUUUUUUCCACUUUGGAAGUCAACAUUUUAGGGCUCCUAAUCCCUUUUAUAAUUAUGACAUUUUGCUACUCCAUGAUCAUUAAAACAUUAGUUCAUUGUAGAAAUGACAAAAAGAAUAAGGCUGUGAAGAUGAUUUUUGUUGUCAUGAUUGUGUUUUUCUUUUUUUGGACCCCCUACAACAUUGUUAUUUUCUUACAACUGCUGGAAUUUAUGGGAGUCAUUAAAGACUGUCAAGUGAGCAGGAAUCUGGACUACGCUUUCCAGGUAACGGAAAUCCUCGGCCUUUUUCACUGCUGCCUCAACCCAGUCAUCUACUUCUUCAUGGGGGAGAAAUUUAAGAAGUACCUGAAGAUGCUCUUUAAGAACUGGCAGUUACCAGGGUAUUUCUGCAAGUGGUGUGGAGUUCACAUCACUUACCACACUGAAUCUACCAGUUCGUUCCACACACAGUCUACAGGAGACCAAGACGCUCUGUAA